Molecule: messenger RNA, 3113 nt
Organism: Musa acuminata AAA Group (dessert banana)
Lineage: Eukaryota; Viridiplantae; Streptophyta; Magnoliopsida; Zingiberales; Musaceae
Product: ankyrin repeat protein SKIP35-like
Exons: 5
Coding region: 499-2316 (605 amino acids)
Source: RefSeq, a predicted model, not a curated record
CAAAAUUUAUGUGACAAUUUUUCUUAAUUAUGAUCAAAAUAGGGUGAAAAUUCAUGAUUGUGUUGGAAUCUGUUACAGUAUCUUCAAAAUGUUGAUGAUGAGCAAAAUAGAGUUGUCUUCUUCCCUCUCUGUCUCCAAUUUUUUGGUGCCAAUCUCGAGGCCCUCAUUAGCUCGCAGACUGAGGACUUGGGUUAUCGGUGGUCGUCUCUGCAAAUGCUUGAUGGUGUAAGAGAGGGGUUGCCGGUUGUGUUGUGGUUGUGUUUGGUGGAUGCUUGACGCCUCGGCGGUGGAGGCGGGAGGGAUACCAUAAAGGUCAGAUCUUUGGGGCAAUUUGAUUCCGUCAGCCUCGGAAUUUCUUGGAUCUUGCGAUCGUGUGUUCGAGAGGCCGCUGCUAAUGACGGAAGUGGUCGAUUUGGUUGCAAGAACUUGUUGAUUAUAUUUAAUUUGAUUACAAAGGUUGGAUCUUUAGCCGGAAAAGGCAGUUAUUACCUGAUCGCAAUGACCCCGGAGGACUGUAUGUGUUUGGUGAAGGAGAGGCAGCCGGAGAAGGAAGUGGAUGAGAAUGGAGGGCUCGGGCCUGCGCAUGAUGGCGAUGAAGGUGAAAGGGUGGAUGGAAGCAAUCACUUGUUCUUGAGAGAAGCUCCCAUUUUGACGGAGGAAUCUCGAAUCUCCAAAGAUUACAGUUGUCAGGACAAGAAGGUUGGAGCAAGGGAGGAAUUGGUUCUUCGAAAGGACAUGUGCAAGCAGGGGACGAAGCUCAGUAGGCGUGAUCGGGUCGAACUGGGUUGCCGGUUUCAGCGGGCAGUGAGCUCUUGCGAUUGGGAACUUGCAUGGAACCUGCUUGUGCUGGCCAAGGCACAAGCUCUGAAUGAUGUGCUCUGCGUAGCGUUGGACUCUGUAUGGUUCUUGACAACGCACGAAGAACUGGAUGGCAUUACUGGGUUGAUCAAGAAGAUUAUUGGCGACGGUGCGAAUGAUUUCACCAGGGCAAUCCUUAGGACGUCGUUCCUGGCUUCGUGUGUUUCUGCCUGUCAAAGCAAAAUGAUGAAUUUGACGGAUGCAGUGGGUGUCACGACCCAAAGGUUGCAUGAGCGUCUGCAAGAAUGUCAGGGAGACGAGGUUCUGAAGGUCGCAGCAAGUACCAAAGUUCAGAAAUUUACAGAAUGGGCUCUGAAAUGCAUCAGAUUUCACUCUCAUUAUCAGGAGAACAGGGGACGAAGAAGAAGAAACCAGAGUACGAUCGUCGAGGUCCAACUUCAGUUGUCAGCUUUCAAGACAUUCUUGGAACUUGCUGGUGAUCAUCUUACAGGAAAAGAUUUUACCGAGGCUUUUGAUGCAGCAUGUUUCCCUGUUGCUCUCUUCUCGAGCUCAUUUGACCCUGGUUGGGCAUCAGGAAUCUCAGCAAUUGCAGUCCAAGGGUUAUUGGGGAUGCUGGUAGAGGGUGGUGCAGACAAUGUAAACCAAUGCUUUCUGGAAGCUUCAAGAUUUGGGAGUACCGAACUCGUGCGGAUCUUGCUUCAGAUUGCUCAGAGGAAUAGCUUGGACAUUGAUGUUGAUCUUGCACUUGUCUUUGCCUCUCACUACUGCAAAAUCAGAACUAUGGAGUGCUUGGUCGAAGAGGGAAACGCAGCCAACUUACUGGGUCCUCUGGUGCGAGCAUCUGAGAGAGGGUGCAUGCAGGUUGUCCAAUGGUUUGUUAACCAGGGAUGUGGAGACAUGGAUCUCUGCCUGGCCUUAAUUGCCGCCACCUCUAGCAGCCACUUAGGUGUUUCUGCUUAUCUUCUCUCACAAAUUCCACAUCAUGUCCUUUCUGCUGUUAGCAUCGAGAUUCUAAAGACGGUAAGCGAGAGAAGUCGAGGAUCUCUCGAUGGUGUUGCCUUUCUUCUCUGCAAUGACUUCCUUGGUGACCCUACUGCAACAUAUGCUGUGGCUGACAGCAUUGCAAGCUCCAAUGAUGAGGUUGUGGCACCUGAGUUGAGGGCUUUUUUGAAGGAGCACUGGUCUGAGGAUGCAUUUGCUGAAGGAUUGAGCUCUGGUCAGGACCACUAUGUAAAUUUCAUGAGGAUUCUGCAAAGAGGUGGCUCACCCAUCUGCCUAAUGGACCUGCCACCACCCCUGGUGACUGCCAUUGUAUACAAGCCUCUGUAUAGGGAGUGCACGGAAGCAGGUGGGAAAUUGCUACCUCAAAAACUAAGAGGGAAGCUUGUGGAAGCAGCCAGUAGGCUUGGUGGCAGGCAGGUGGAUAACGAUAGCCCAGCAAAAGAGCUUUUGGCAAUUCUGGAGCAUCACCUGCCCCGCCAUUUUCUGCCACUAUGACAACUGCUCACUUGUACACACUCGUAAGGAACAGCAGAUGAACUUUGCUUUAGCCCUUUGAUCCACGGAUUCCCUAUGCCUUUUUUCCUGUGUCUUAGUGUUCAGAGUGCCGGAAUAGUUACAGUGGGUGUCACAGACAUCCUAUGGUAAGUUCAACACAGUAUAUCUUGAUCAUCAUCAUUCGGGUAUAACAUCAUGAGAAUAUCAUUUUGUUCGGCAGCGUCAUGUCCGUAUCUGACACACAUGGAUUCUCUUCUGUUGGUAGAUGUGAUGUCAUGCACUCGUAGCGGGUCACAAAGUAGCCUAAUUCCUUCCUCAUUGAGUCACUACGACAUCUUUCACUUUGUGCAUAUCUUAUCCUCUCAAUUUUUUAUGCCUGAGUCAUGGGUACUUUCUUUCUGAUUUACUUAUGACAAGCAUCAUUACAUCUAGAAGCUUGCAUCGAAAUGAUCCCGCAAAAACUUCUUUCCUGUGUGCUAUAUCAGGCAAUGCUUCUCCAUGCUAAAUGGAUCAUUUAGAGAUCACCUUGUGCAUCACCAGCUUCACUCGAUAGGAUGCAGUUACCGACCGUAGCAAGCAUACUGAUACCAUAUGAGAUCAGCAUAUCAAACAGCCGAUACCUUCAGAACAUUUUCAAGGCUUUUGAUGCCAUAUAUUGUCUCUUUUUGAUUGAUUUCAUCUUUUACUUAGCAUAAGGUUUGAUAGCUGAAAAAAUGGUAAUUGUUACUGGAUGUUAUAGAAGACUUACUGUCCUGAUUUCAAUAAUCUAAACCAGUUCUGAUUUAUUUCUGUGGUUA